AUGGCUGAACCCAUUCGAAGCAAGCGACCUGAUUUGACGGCGCCCACGCCGCAGAAUACGCCCGCCACCAAUGCGCCAAUCUCUUCUCAUGCCCAACAACCUAGUGUAGCUAGUAUUAAAGAAGAGGACAUGGAUCGCGUCGCUGCCGCGGCUAUAUUUGCUCAAAAUCCCAAGCUUGUGCAAAUGAUUCAAGGUCGCCUAGGCUCCCUUAUCGGUCGCUCUUCAGGCUAUAUCGAAUCCCUCCCCCCUGUUGUUCGACGUCGUGUUGCUGGGCUUCGAGCCGUGCAGCAGGAGCACUCAAAACUCGAAGACGAAUUCCAGAAAGAAGUCCUUGAACUUGAGAAGAAGUAUUUCGCCAAGUUCACCCCUCUCUACGAAAAGCGUUCUGCUAUCGUAAACGGCAAAGUAGAGCCUACUGAGGAAGAAGUUAAAGCUGGCGAUAACGAACAUGUGAAGCUCCAUUCUGAAGACGUCUCUGACGUCACCGAGCAGAAGCAAGUUCAAGUCGCUGAGGACGUUGCUGGGAUUCCUGAAUUCUGGCUCUCCGCCAUGAAAAACCAGACAACUUUAGCCGAAAUGAUCACCGACCGCGAUGAAGCUGCUCUAAAGCACUUGACUGAUGUUCGCAUGGAGUAUCUCGACAAACCUGGCUUCCGGCUUAUUUUCGAAUUUGCCGAGAACGAAUUUUUCACAAACAAAAUUGUUACCAAGACUUAUUUUUACCAGAACGAGAGUGGCUAUGGUGGCGAUUUUAUCUACGAUCACGCAGAGGGUGAUAAAAUUGAAUGGUACCCAGGCAGGGAUCUGACCGUGCGGGUUGAAGCCAAGAAGCAGAGAAAUAAGAACACCAAUCAGACUCGCAUUGUCAAAAAAACUGUUCCUACCGAAUCCUUUUUCAACUUCUUUUCACCACCUCAAGCUCCAGAUGAUGCGGUUGGAGAUGAUGAGGGCCUAGGCGAUAUUGAAGAUCGUCUUGAGCUCGACUAUCAGCUCGGAGAAGAUAUCAAGGAAAAGCUCAUACCUCGCGCUAUUGACUGGUUCACUGGUGAAGCCCUUGCCUUUGAAGACGAAUUCGACGAGGAUGAUUUAGAGGGUGAAGACUUUGACGAUGACGAGGAUGAGGACGAGGAUGAUAUUAGUGAGGAUCAUGAUGAGGAAGAUGAGUCCGAUGAGGAGGAUGAAUCUGGCAAACCUAAACAGGAAGCCGCUGAAUGCAAGCAGAGCUGA
Molecule: messenger RNA, 1227 nt
Organism: Ustilaginoidea virens
Lineage: Eukaryota; Fungi; Ascomycota; Sordariomycetes; Hypocreales; Clavicipitaceae
Exons: 5
Coding region: 1-1227 (408 amino acids)
Biological process (GO): nucleosome assembly
Cellular component (GO): chromatin; nucleus
Molecular function (GO): histone binding; chromatin binding
Source: RefSeq, a predicted model, not a curated record